AUGACCGUCCAGGUGUCACGUCUGGACCGCCAGGUGGUGCUGCUGGAGACCGGGUCCACCCAGGUGGUGCGAAACAUGGCCGCGGACCAGCUCGGAGACCUUGCGAAACAACAUCCAGAAGACACGCUCUCGCUGCUGUCACGUGUGUACCCGUUCCUGAUGGCCAAAAAGUGGGAAACGCGGACCACGACCGCGCGUGCCGUGGGUGGGAUAGUGUCGCACUCGCCCGCGUGGGACCCCAACGAGGACGACGCCGACGAGGCUCGCGAGGCCGAGCUGGAACUCAAGGCGGAAAACGGCGACGAGACGCUGUCGCUCGACACGAUCUCCCCGGCGUCCGCCAAAGUGAAGCUCGAGCACGAGAUUCGGCUCAAGCUCGAAGAAGUGGACCAUACCGCCGAGUGGAGGUCGCUCCAGGACGACAGCAAGCUGUUCUCGCUCAGCGACUGGAGCCUCCACGACGUGCUCAAGUCUGGCAAGACGCUGCUGGCGACCAGCAUCGAUGACUUCCCACAAACGGUGCCCGCAGCAUCGCUGCUGGCUUCAGACACCCGCGAUUCAAAAACCAAGCUUCCCAAAGUAGAAUAUCCGCCCACCGGAACGGACUUUCUGCCGACGGGUCAUCCAGAUGGCUCCGACGCGGCGGCAGUAGCCGCCGCCGCCGCCGAGAGCUCCAAGAAAAGCGCAAGGAUGAUGGCAAUGGCCAAACGUAAGCGCAAAAUCAAGGCCAAAACCACCAUCAAGAAGCCAGUCGAUAUUUCCCAGAGCUCUAUAUCGCGCAACCUGAUGGCGCAAGACGAUUCCAGCCAGAGUCCCACGCCUUCGCCAACAAUGCUAAACAACCCGAAACUUGAGAUCACCGAACAGUCUGAUUCCAAGCGAAUUAUGGUCGAGUCCAUGGUCAAUCCAAUUCUCGAGAAACACGACAGCAUUGCGGGGCUUGUAUGGCAAUUUCAAGGCAUAUACGAGCUCUUGUUGGACAAUUUGGUGAGUGAAGCAUGGGAAAUACGACACGCCGCCGCACUGGGCCUUCGAGAAAUCAUCAAAAAACAUGCCAAGAGCGUUGCCAGAAUAAAGGGCAAAUCCAAGCAAGAGAAUGACCGUCGAAACCGCAAAGCGUUGGAAGACUUAGCAACUCGGCUAUUAACCGUAUUUGCACUCGACAGGUUCGGGGAUUUCGUGUAUGAUACCGUAGUAGCACCAGUGCGAGAAUCGGUAGCUCAAACUUUGGCUGCUCUUCUAAUUCAUCUUGACGACGACCUGUGUAUCCAGAUAUUCGGCGCAUUGGAACAGCUGGUAUUGCAAGACCCUAAAAUUGUUGGUUUACCGCAUAAGAUUUGGGAAGCCACCCACGGCGGGCUGUUAGGUAUCCGCUAUUUUGUCGGAAUCAAAACAGAUUUUCUUUUCCAGAACAAUUUAUUGGAUAACGUGGUCAACAUUGUCCUUUAUGGUUUGAAAGAGCACAAUGACGAUGUGCAAAGUGUUGCUGCCGCGAUACUGACUCCCAUUGCGGUAGAAUUUGUCAAAUUAGAGGCUAACACAAUAGACCUCGUCUUGAGUACCAUUUGGAGUUUAUUGACACAUCUGGAAGACGAUUUAUCAUCGAGUGUAGGGUCCGUGAUGGAUCUAUUAGCCAAAUUAUGUGAGCAGCAACAAGUCCUUGAUGUCUUGAAAGCCAAAGCUCUUACACAUCCCCAGGAAUGGUCUUUCAAAUGUUUAGUUCCUAAGCUUUACCCGUUCCUGCGGCAUUCUAUCACAAAUGUGAGGAAAUCUGUAUUGAACCUGCUCAGUGCAUUCUUAUCUAUUAAGGAUGAUUUUAUCAAGCAUUGGAUAAACGGUAAGAUUUUCAGGCUGGUAUUUCAGAACAUUUUACUGGAACAAAAUCCUCAAGUCUUGAGCUUAUCCUUCGACGUUUACACUUCGAUGCUUUUUGAGUACAAGAACAAAAACCCUGAUAAAACUUUGGAUCAUCUAUUUGGCAAGCAUCUGGCUCCUAUUUUACAUUUGCUCAUAACUCCUAUAGGUGAACACGGCAAGAGUUAUAACAUGGAGUUGCAAUAUAUACUAAAGCCAUCUCCGCAUUAUCAACUCAUUUCUGAAAGAAAAAGAAACACUCAUUCAGACAUACAAUCUGACAUUCCGCCUCCUGCUAACAGCGAACGUGUCAACAUUGACGCACCUAUGAUUGCAGGCGAUGUAACACUUUUGGGCACAGAAGUCAUUUUUAACACUAGGGUAACUGGUGCAAAAGCACUGGGAAUCACUUUGUCAAUGUUUCAAGAGUCUACUCUCAAAUCUUUUUUCACAAAUGUGUUAUUGGAUUGUCUUAAGCUUCCUUAUGCAACACCACGCAUGCUUGUCGCAAUUAUAAUAUCCGAGCUAUGCUCCAACCUAUCAAACCAAUCAACUUCAGAAGAUAGCGAAAGAUUGAAACAUUUUAUUUCGGAAAGUUUUGGAUCAACGUUCAUCGAAAAUUUGACCGAUCCGUUGACCUUGCCCACUUUUAGGGAACUUGUGCCUAGUCUCAAAGCACUGCGGACUCAAUGCCAGAGCUUGCUCUCAACUUUCGUUGACGUCGGAAUGCUUUCUCCUCAACGGCUACCGCAGCUAGCUAUAAUUGUCCAAGGCGAAUCAGAAGCCGGGACAGAAGCGUUUGGUAUAGAAACUGCUGAAAAGGCAUAUAAAGAAACAAGUGACAAGCUUUUCCGCCACUUGAGUAACUCGCACAAAAUACUGGCGAAGAAGCCAAUUGACGAUGCAAAGUACCGCGUCUUGCAAGCGAUUGAAACGGCCAAGGAGGCCAGAAGGUCGCGAGUUUGCAACGUUCUCGCCAAUUACGCGUCUGCUACAUUACUAUUUGACGGCCUUCCAACGAAGUUGAAUCCAUUUAUCAGAACUUUAAUGGAUAGCAUUAAAGAAGAACGCUAUGAAAUAUUACAGAGAAGAUCUGGUGAUGCGAUUUUGAAUCUGGUAGUUGAGCUUGUUAAGCAGAACAAAGGCAACGUAGCGAACAAAAUAGUAAAGAACCUGUGCGGUUUCUUAUGUGUUGACACUUCUGAAGUCCCAGAGUUCGCACCAAACUCACAGUACAAAGAGAACAUUUUGACUUUGAUAAGAGAGCAAACUGCACUUGCAUUUCAAGAUGAUGCAGAUGCCAAGAAAUCAGCUCAUGAAGCACAGAUCAAGCGGAAGGGUGCCAUGUACACUUUGAGCGAAUUUCUGCUUCGCCUUGGUCCAAGCGUCCUUGAAGUUGUACCACAAGUGAAGCACAUAAUAUUCGACCCCUUGGAAAAAGUCAUUAAUGACCAUAACGGAGACCCUCCUGAUUCAAAGACAGGACAAGAGGUGGUUGAUGCAUUAGGUGUUUUGAGAGCACUGAUCGUUUACAUGAGCAAAGAAGUACAAACGAAUGAAAUCCUGCCCCGCCUUCCAUACCUACUGAAAUAUUUGACAUCCGAUCUUGCUGUUCUCAGAUAUUCAGCUGCUAGAACUUUUGCAGAUUUAGCCAAUACACUGACUAUCCAAGUCAUUCCAUUUGUUAUUCAGAAGGCACUGCCGCUAAUGAACAAUUCUUCUUCAGUGACAGACCGGCAAGGUGCAACGGAAUUGGUAUAUCACCUAGCUUUAUGCAUGGGCAGUGGCAUUUUACCAUACGUUGUAUUUCUCAUUGUUCCACUCUUGGGCCGCAUGAGCGAUUCUAAUCAAGACAUUAGAACUUUGGCCACCUCCACAUUUGCAUCAAUCAUAAAGCUCGUACCUCUAGAGGCUGGCAUUCCCGAUCCUGAGGGUUUGCCCCAAGAAUUGAUGGAAGGUCGUGAAAAGGAGCGUGACUUCAUUCAACAGAUGAUGGACCCUUCUAAAGCCAAGCCUUUCCAAUGUCCCGUGGCUAUAAAAGCUACCUUAAGAAAAUAUCAACAGGAUGGUGUCAAUUGGCUAGCUUUCCUGAACCAGUACCAUUUACAUGGUAUUCUUUGUGAUGAUAUGGGUUUAGGCAAAACUUUACAAACUAUUUGCAUCAUCGCCAGUGAUCAAUACUUGAGAAACGAGGACUUCGAAAAAACGAAAGCUAGAGAAUCAAGACCUUUACCCUCUUUGAUUGUUUGUCCACCAUCUCUGACCGGUCAUUGGGAGCAAGAAUUUGAGCAAUAUGCGCCAUUCCUGAAAGUGCUUGUGUUUGCUGGAGGUCCCUCAACAAGAUUUCCCCUGAGAGACAAACUAGGCGAGGCUGACAUUGUCGUAACAUCAUAUGAUGUUGCUAGAAAUGAUAUUGAUGUUAUAAUGAACUAUGACUACAACUACUGCGUUUUGGAUGAGGGUCAUAUUAUAAAAAAUGCACAGUCCAAGCUAGCUAAAGCUGUCAAACUUGUCAGAGCAAACCACAGAUUAAUCUUGACUGGUACCCCCAUUCAAAACAACGUUGUAGAGCUCUGGUCUUUGUUUGACUUUUUGAUGCCGGGCUUUUUGGGAACAGAAAAAAUGUUUCACGAGAGAUUUGCGAAACCGGUCGCGGCCUCCAGAAACAGUAAGACAUCUUCCAAAGAGCAAGAAGCUGGGGCAUUGGCUCUAGAUGCCUUGCACAAACAAGUUCUUCCUUUCAUGUUGCGGAGAUUGAAGGAGGACGUGCUAUCAGACCUUCCCCCAAAGAUUAUUCAAGACUAUUACUGUGAAUUAAGCGAUCUACAAAAACAGCUUUACAAAGAUUUCGCCAAGAAGCAGAAAAACACUGUUGAACAGGAUAUCGAGCAGGUCGCUGAAGUCGAUAACAAGCAGCAUAUUUUCCAAGCUCUUCAGUACAUGAGGAAAUUAUGUAAUCAUCCUUCUUUGGUUGUUUCCAAAGAUCACCCACAAUGGCUUCAAGUCCAAAAUUACCUAAAGCAGACCGGCUUUAGCUUACAUGACAUUACCCAUGCUCCCAAGCUGGGAGCACUCAGAAAUUUGUUACUAGAGUGUGGCAUCGGUACGCAAGACGUUGACGUAAAGUCCAAAUAUUCUCUUCCUCCUACGGAGAGUGUCAUCAGCCAGCAUCGGGCCUUGAUCUUCUGUCAGUUAAAGGACAUGUUAGAUAUGGUCGAGAACGACCUUUUCAAAAAAUACAUGCCAACUGUAACAUAUAUGAGACUUGAUGGUAGCAUCGAAUCUCGUGAUAGACAGGCCGUUGUCCGCAAAUUUAAUGAAGACCCCUCCAUCGAUUGCCUCUUACUGACUACAAAAGUUGGUGGUUUGGGAUUAAAUCUCACAGGUGCCGAUACAGUGAUUUUCAUCGAACAUGAUUGGAAUCCCAUGAACGAUCUUCAAGCCAUGGAUAGAGCCCAUCGUCUGGGUCAGAAGAAAGUUGUAAACGUUUACAGAAUUAUCACCAGAGGAACCUUGGAAGAAAAGAUCAUGGGGCUUCAAAAGUUCAAAAUGAAUAUUGCAUCUACGGUCAUCAACCAGCAAAACUCGGGCUUGGCCUCGAUGGACACGCAUCAAUUGCUGGACCUUUUCGAUACGGAUAAUGUUCCUUCGCAAGAAAAGGAAACCAAGAAUAGUAGCGACGGCAAAAUUGACGAAAUUGUCAACGAAACUGGGUUGACUGGGAAAGCCAAAGAGGCUGUAGGUGAACUCACCGAGCUCUGGGACCCCACUCAGUAUGAUGAGGAAUACAAUUUGGACAACUUCAUCAAGACUUUACGCUGA
Lachancea nothofagi CBS 11611 is the source of this 5676-nucleotide messenger RNA. The record is from the annotation of a GenBank genome assembly. NCBI's taxonomy places the organism in Eukaryota, Fungi, Ascomycota, Saccharomycetes, Saccharomycetales, Saccharomycetaceae.